GACGUAAGAGGUGGAUCUGGUUGCCUUGGAGACAGUUUGGCAGUGAAGUUAGGCUCGGCUUCAUAACCCCGCCCACUGUACAUAUACCCCCAGCGGCUCUGACGUCAAUGGACGUCAACCAAAGGAACACGAUGCCUCCUGCGAGCUCCGUAGCAGUCCGGUCCGGUCCGGUCCUGUGUGUGUUUGAAUAACAGCGAGUCGUGUCAGGGUGCUGUGCUCAGCCCACCAGCCCUCGGUGUUAUUAAGAAUGCCUUGCUUUGUAAACUGCUUGCAAAUAAGGACCAAGCUUUGAAAAAAAAAAAAAAAAAAAAAAAAAUGGAUCUUCUUGUUUUUUUUUUUUUAUAGUGUAUAAAUAUUAGAUUUUUCUUGGUGUCUCGGUUUCACCAGCAUGGUCAUGGCGGAUUGUCAACAGAGACGAGGUCCGGUUCGGGUGGGUUUCUAUGACAUCGAGCGCACCUUAGGAAAAGGCAAUUUCGCUGUUGUGAAGCUGGCGCGGCACCGUAUCACCAAGACCGAGGUUGCAAUAAAGAUUAUUGACAAGUCUCAACUGGACGCUGUGAAUCUAGAGAAGAUCUACCGAGAAGUUCAGAUCAUGAAGAUGCUGAAUCACCCUCACAUUAUCAAGCUCUACCAGGUAAUGGAGACAAAAAACAUGCUGUACCUUGUAACGGAGUACGCCAAAAACGGGGAGAUUUUUGACUACCUGGCCACCCACGGGAGGCUGAGUGAACCGGAAGCGCGGCGCAAGUUCUGGCAGAUCCUGUGCGCGGUGGAGUACUGUCACGACCACAGCAUCGUGCACCGUGACCUCAAGGCAGAGAACCUGCUUCUGGACGGACACAUGAACAUCAAGAUAGCCGAUUUUGGCUUUGGUAAUUUCUUCGAGGCCGGGGAGCCCCUGACCACGUGGUGUGGGAGCCCCCCCUACGCAGCCCCGGAGGUGUUUGAGGGGCAGCAGUACGAGGGUCCGCAGCUCGAUAUCUGGAGUCUGGGGGUGGUCCUGUAUGUGCUGGUGUGCGGAGCCCUCCCGUUCGACGGACCCUCCCUGCCUGUGCUGAGAAGGAGAGUCCUGGAGGGUCGCUUCAGGAUCCCCUACUUCAUGUCUGAAGACUGCGAGCAUCUGAUCCGGAGGAUGCUGGUUCUAGACCCUUCCAAGCGACUGACCAUCGCUCAGAUCAAGGAACACAAGUGGAUGCUGCUGGAGGUGCCAGUGCCGCGGCCCGUGCUCUACCAGCAGGGGGCGCUAGAGGACAGCGAGUCCAGGAUGGGCGAAUACAACGAACAAGUACUGCGACUCAUGCAGAGCCUGGGGAUUGACCAGCACAAGACCAUCGAGUCCCUCCAGAACAAGAGUUACAAUCACUUUGCUGCUAUUUAUUACCUGCUUGUGGAGAGGCUGAAAUCUCACCGGAGCAGCUUCCCGGUGGACCAGCGGCUCGACGCUCGACAACGACGGCCAAGCACCAUCGCCGAGCCGACCGUCGCCAAGGUCAGCACUGUAGGACCUCAGGUGAGCCUUCUGCCUCACAGUGUCCGGCUGCUCCGCUCCCCAGUCCUCCCACAGGCCCCCACCUUCCCACAAUCCUCGGGCCCUGCCGACAUCAGCUUCAUGGAGGACGACGUUGUGGGCACGCCCAAGGUGAAUGGAUCCCUCCUGGAGCCCCUGCCCCCCCCAGCGGUGCGCAAGGGCUGCCCAGCGUCUCCUAGCAACAUGAUGGAGACCUCCAUCGACGAGGGGAUCGAGACGGAGGGUCCGGAGUGUGAGGAGGACCCCCUGCUGGUCUGCACUGCCUUCCAGAGCUCCCGCUACGGGCAGCGCAGGCACACCCUGUCCGAGGUCAGCAACCAGCCCGGCAUGGCUCCCAGCGCUGGGAAGCUGUUUGCUAUGAGCACUGACCCCUCUCUGGGCAGCAUGGACUCUGAGUACGAGACGGGCUCUGUCCACAGUGACCUCAGCUUACUGGAGGAGCCCCCCGGUCUGAGCAGAAUGACUCCUCCGUUCAUUGGAAUGAGACCCCCGAACCCGGCGAUGCAGGCCCUGAGCGCUCAGAAACGAGAGGCACACAACCGCUCCCCCGUGAGCUUCCGCGAGGGCCGGCGAGCCUCCGACACGUCCCUGACACAAGGAACCGUGGCAUUCCGGCAGCACCUCCAAAACCUGGCGCGGACCAAAGGGAUCCUGGAGCUCAAUAAGGUGCAGAUGCUGUACGAACGGAUGGGCUCCAGUGAAGACCCUGCCCUCGCGUCCACAGCACCCCACCUGCAAGACCUCCUGGACAGGCAGCAGCAGGGUGAACCUCCCCAGCAGCAGGAGGAUGUAGCAAUGUUCCAAAACCCAAUCCACCCUCAGUUACUGUCCCGACGGCAGAGUCUGGAGACCCAGUACCUAACGCAUAGACUGCAGGAAGCCAGUCUGUUAGCACAGGCACAGAACAGCUGUCAGAUGUACUGCAAGGAAAGCCCGAGAAGUCUGGAGCAGCAGCUUCAAGAACACAGUACGGGGGUCCAGGCUGCCGUGAGCAGCACUCCAACCCUGUCUCCCUCUCCUCCUCGCAGGCUGCACCAGAAGCGGCUCUUCCUGCAGAAACAGUCCCAGCUGCAGGCCUACUUCAACCAGAUGCAGAUCGCAGAGGGUUCCUACGCACCUCCGGACCAGCCUCCCCGGGCCCCAGUGCAGCUAGCCCAGCAGAGCCCUCAAAGCCAGGCCCAGGCUCAGCAGGUCCCGGGCCAGUACCUCAGCCCAGUACUGGAGCCCCCAGGAGAGCAGCAGCUCCAGUACGAUCCCUACCUUGGCCAGUACCCAGUCCAGACACCCAGCCACCUCUACCACCUCCCUCCGCAGCAGGAGGCUCUGAACUACAGCUACCAGCCCUGCGAGCUGGGCCCGAACCCCUCCCCCUCCCCAGAGCACUACCAGUACCCUGCGCACCCGGCAGCAAACUCCCCUCUCGCUGUCCCCGAGCUGCACAGCUCGCUGUUCGACUGCGAAAUGAUGGAGACCGUAGACCCCCAGAACGGCUUCGUCCUGGUGAACUAAACAAACACUACUACAUGAAAACGCAGUAUUACCUCCAGGAAGCACGGGGAGGGGAAAGCAGGGAGGAGGAGCAAUUAGUUUUUUCCUUCAAAGAUUUUUUUGCCCUAGCGACCAGGAGAACAUGGGUCGACCAAAAUGAGACGGGUACGUGCGACGAACUGACCGCCCCUGAACCCUUUUGGACCACAGCAAGGGACUGGAGCGUUUAGCAAGAGUUUCAUCGCUGAAGGUACACCUCAAUUUAAGCACAACAACUUUUUAGAUAGGAAAAACACUGCACAUUGCACACAGGCCUCCUUCAGCACGGAGGAGCUGGUUUAACACAGGCAGUGCGGACGGCAUUGCUGUGCAACAUUAAAGCAAUACUUUCACGACUGUAGGAAGUCCAGCACAGUUGCUGCUAGGGUGGUUCUUGUAGAUCCUCGGUCAUAGACUGGAGAUCUCUUCACACUGGACCCUGUCGUUGAACCUUUACGACUGACCUUACAUGAAGCUUCAUCUUUUUAUUUGAUUGAUUGAUUUAAAGGGGCGUGCAUUUUCUUGUGAAAUAUUUUUCAGAAAUGUGUAAAAGAAAAACUGAGGACAAUAAACUGAAGUGGAUUUGAAAGAAGAAAAAAAAGAACACCUGUAAUUUUAAAAGACACAUUUAAAUAGAAGCUCUGUAACCCGUUCAGGGACGUGAGAUCAGCUGUGGACAGGAAAUGAUCUCCCUGUCUGAGUGCAGCUCUGUAGCGAGCUUCCUGUCUGACUGCAGCUCUGGUCUCGAGGUGCUGCAUAAUGUUUAGUGCUUGUUUAUCAACAACACAAAAACUGUACUUUAAAACAAAACAAAUUCUAACAUUGCUGGUCGUCUAAUGAAGCUUUGUAUAAAUUAGGGUUUUAGAAAUUGUAUGGAAAUGUUCCUUUCAAGAAACACGUGUGUGUACUAGUGCUGUGCCUUUCUUUAAUUUAAAAUGAAAGAUUUGUAUUUUUUAGUUUUUGUCUGGAAUAUUGGGUAAAGUCCCAUUUAUACAAAAAGGUACAAACCAAAGUCCUGUGAGUGUUUGUGCUGCUUUGGUGUUGUGUUCCACUGUGUGGAGUACAGGACGGACCUUUCCACUUAUUUCAAAGAGAAACUAGCUUCAAACCUCAUUUCAAUUGCUUUUUGUUUUUUCCUGUUUGACGAUGUUUGCAAUCAUUCAGAGCGGGUCACAUGCUUCUCCAGCAUCGAGUCUUCACAGCGCUGAGCUUGUAGAACACCUUCCUCAUUCCAUUCAAAUCACAUGACGCCUUUCAACCCUGCCAGCCCCGCCCACUCUACACACGCAGACAGAGCAGUUCCAUAUAAAUCACAUGACGCCUUUCAGCCCCGCCCACUCUACACACGCAGAGACAGAGAGCAGUUCCAUCAAAUCACAUGACACCUUUCAACCCUGCCAGCCCCGCCCACUCUACACACGUAGACAGAGAGCAGAACCAAACAACAUCAGUGAGACGAGGAACUUCUGCCCAGCGAAGCUCAUCGGCUUCCGAGCAGCUGAUUGAUCUCAAAGUGAUUCAGCUUCGACAACAUGACUAGGUAACCCAUCCCAUUCCCUCAGCACUCUCUGUGUGAAGAAGAGUCUCCUUCAUCAUCAUGACUAGAUAACCCAUCCCAUCCCCUCAGCACUCUCUGUGUGAAGAAGUCUCCUUCAGCAACAUGACUAGAUAACCCAUCCCAUCCCCUCAGCACUCUCUGUGUGAAGAAGAGUCUCCUUCAUCAUCAUGACUAGAUAACCCAUCCCAUCCCCUCAGCACUCUCUGUGUGAAGAAGAGUCUCCUUCAGCAACAUGACUAGAUAACCCAUCCCAUCCCCUCAGCACUCUCUGUGUGAAGAAGAGUCUCCUUCAACAACAUGACUAGGUAACCCAUCCCAUUCCCUCAGCACCGUGUGAAGAAAUGUCUCCUUCAGCAACAUGACUAGGUAACCCACUCCAUCCCCUCAACACUCUCUGUGUGAAGAGUCUCUUUCCCUCUGUCCUGAGUCUAUUUCCAAGUAUUGGUAGGAUUAACUCCUUUUAAGAUUUGAAGGACCACAUCAUGCCCCCCCUUUUUUUCCAGGCUCAAUAGAUUCAGUUCUUUCAGCCUCUCUUCAUAUCUCAGUCCUUUAAAUCCUGCUGGGUUUACUCUACUUGCUAGUCUUCAGACUCUGUCCAGGGCAUUAAUGUCCCUUUAGUCCUGUGGUGACAGGACUGAGCUUAGUGUGUGGGCUAGCAGUCAUAGUGUCACAUGAUUUGAGAGGACAGAGGAUGACUACUCAGUCAUAGUGUCACAUGAUUCGAGAGGACAGAGGAUGGCUACUCAGUCAUAGUGUCACAUGAUUUGAGAGGACAGAGGAUGGUUAUUCAAUCAAUAAGGAGCAACAGAACCAAUCUGGAUGAUUGCAAAGAUCUUACAAGAGUAAGAGAAAUUUUAAAAACUUGAUUCAAAUGAUAUCUGAAGCGACAUUCUCUUUCAUAGUUGCUUCUGGUCAAUCAGUAUAUGCCGUAUAAAGUAUUAUAGCAAUAUUUAUAAUAAAGAUUAAUAAUAGUAA
This is a messenger RNA of Acipenser ruthenus (sterlet), 5588 nucleotides long. RefSeq names its product serine/threonine-protein kinase SIK2-like. The transcript is spliced from 15 exons. Gene Ontology annotation, cellular component: cytoplasm. Gene Ontology annotation, biological process: microtubule cytoskeleton organization; protein phosphorylation; intracellular signal transduction. The coding region runs from base 389 to 3037 and encodes 882 amino acids. NCBI's taxonomy places the organism in Eukaryota, Metazoa, Chordata, Actinopteri, Acipenseriformes, Acipenseridae. Gene Ontology annotation, molecular function: protein serine/threonine kinase activity; ATP binding; tau-protein kinase activity. The record is from RefSeq and is a predicted model, not a curated record.